This is a messenger RNA of Striga hermonthica, 1221 nucleotides long. Lineage: Eukaryota; Viridiplantae; Streptophyta; Magnoliopsida; Lamiales; Orobanchaceae. The record is from the annotation of a GenBank genome assembly.
AUGAUGGCCCUGCAAUCGAUUCCCAUUUUCCGAUCAAAAUUCGUAAAAACCAUCUCCCAUCUGUUCCCAAUUCUCGAUUUUUCUCUCUCUUUCCACCAAUUCGCCCCUCCAAAGCCCCGCCGCAAACCCGCCGUCGAAGACGGGAACCGCGGUGGCCCGAAUCUCCUCCACCACAAAGACUGGCUCAGCCGGCCCGAAGCAAUCCGGAUAUUUCAGGAGCUCAAAGACCCCGACCAAGUUCUCCCGCUCUUCUCCGAGCUAUCGGCCCGCAAGGACUACAGUCCCAACGAGAACCUCUACGCCACCGUCAUCCACAAGCUCGCCGUCUCCAAAAACUUCGACGGGAUCGAAACGUUAAUGGAGAGAAUCAAGGUCGAGCGCAAAUGCCGCCUUUCCGACGCAUUCUUCCGUGAUCUGAUCAAAAUCUACGGCCACUCUGCCGGCAGAAUCAACAAAGCAGUGGGAACCCUAUUUGACAUGCCCGCCUACAAAUGCUGGCCCAGUGUAAAGACUUUCAAUUUCGUUCUGAACCUUCUGGUCUCGACCAAGCAGUUCGAGGUGAUCCACGAGGUUUUCAUGGGGGCUUCUAAAUUAGGAAUCGAGAUUGAUGCUUGUUGCCUGAACAUAAUCAUCAAAGGGCUUUGUGAGAAUGGGCAGAUAGAGGCCGCCCACAAGGUGCUCGACGAAUUUCCCGAACAAAAAUGCCUUCCCAAUGUGAGGACUUUUUCGACUCUAAUGCACGCGAUGUGCCAGCGAGGCCGUGUGGACGAGUCCUUUGAUCUUCUUAAAAGAAUGGAAGAUGAAGAGGUGGAGAUUGAUGCUGUUGUUUUCAAUAUUCUGAUAUCGGGUUUGAGAAAGCAAGGGAGAUUCAAAGAGGGAGUUGAGCUUUUCGAGCAAAUCAUGGCAAAAGGGUGCAAACCGAAUGAAGGGACUUAUCAGGAAGUUUUAUAUUGCUUGCUGGAUGAAAAGAGGUUUCUUGAGGCAAAGGGUAUUAUGGGGAAGAUGAUGGAUAUGGGGAUGAACCCGAGCUUUGAAUCCUAUAAAAUGGUUAUAAAAGGCUUUUGUGUGAAGAAUCUUGCAGAGGAAGUUGAGUGGGCUUUGAAGAAAAUGGCUUUGAGUGGAUUUGUGCCGAGGAUGGGCACUUGGAGAGAGGUCGUGCGGUGUUUGGUCUUGCACGAAAGUGGUUUGUUUGUGGAUUUGGUUCGUUUUUGCAAAGGAUGA